CCAGUGUGUAUUUGUCUUCGAAACGCGUUCGACGUGUUACCGACGUCGCUCCGUAAUCCAUAACUCGCCGCUGCAUUUUUUUCGGGGUAAACAACAUCCAUUGAAAAUUUAUACAUUUAUUACCGACAUAAAGAUAAAGAAGCCAAGUCCGUAAGAAAGUGUGACCAUCAGUCAAUUUGUCUUGUACAGAGGAGGAAGAGAAAUACCUAAAAUACGAGAGAGGAAGAGAUACUUAAAAGCGAAAGCUCAGACAGAAUUAAUCAACGUAUACGAGUGUGGAGCAAAUUUUACACAUCAACCCUUCCCGAUAUUGGUCGGGUUGGCGGAAGGAGAGAGAUAUUUUUCGGUUACAAAAGGGCCCAAUAUUUUCGUGGUGGAGGACUGAAGUGUGAUCAUGGAACAUGCAUCCGUCAGGCAGACAGCGCACUCUGGCCGCACCGUGCCCUCGAGUUGGUGAUACAGGAGUCACUGAGGUCCUGUGAGGCCCAACAAGAUCCAGUUGUGGCGAGAAUGUUUUGUGGUGGCUUUCGAGAGUUGCUGUGUUGAUGAACUAAGUGCGUGGCUCGCCUGCAACUCAUAAGUUUUCAAUAGAGAAUAAUUCCCGUGUUUAAUAUCUCCGGUUCGCGUCGCGCGGUCUCAAUCUUACUGGUUUAUCUCCGGACAUCUUUGGACACUUUUCAAGAGAAAAGAACUUCUGCCACACUGUGUGAAGUGAUUAUACAGAGAGAGAGAGAGACUUUGGCGGGUAUACCCGGGCAUACCGCGUCAAGAAAACUCUAGCCACCCCCCAACUAGGCACCAAGCUAGGCACCAAGCUAGGCUCCAAGCUAGACUCCAAUAAGUUUGCAAAGAUUGUUGCGCGAUGCUCUGCACUUCCAGCAUCAAUCGACGAGCUUCUGGAUUCCUCGGUGUGAAUUUCGUUAUGAUUGUUUACUUGUGAUUUCCUUGGCGAUUGCUUUCGGUAUAAUUAGCAGUAAUCUUAACUGGAAUAGAUCUGUAGUGUGCUCUGAGAUUUGAAGGCGAAAAUACCAAUGUUGCGAAGGGUGUUGAUUUGUUGCAUCUCUGAGUGAAUCUGUGGUGAAGGCGAGGUUAGAUUAACCCCUUCCGAUUUUUGUAAAAUCAUAUAUUAAAGGCGUUAAGGAAAAAGUGCUCCAAUAACAGUGACACGCAAAACAUCAAUAUUUCCCAGAAGAAGAAGAAGAGUGAAUUUUGAGAGAGAGUGACAGUAUAUAUCGUGCUUUUAAUUAUACACAGGGUGUUAAGUGUAUAAAGUAAAGUGGCCCAAGUAGAGUUUGCAGCCGCUCCCAGAGCAUUGAUGGCUCAGCCGAGGUAUGACGAAAGCCUGCAUGGCUACAUGGAUUCAGGCGCCGCCGCUGCGAUGUACGAUCCUCAUGCUGGGCACAGGCCACCCGGACUGCAAGGGUUGCCACCCCAUCACUCGCCCCACAUGAGUCACGCCGCGGCUGCCGCCUCAGUCGGCAUGCACGGAUACCACUCUGGCCAUGGGACUCCUAGUCAUGUCUCCCCAGUCGCCAACCAUGUGAUGGGAUCCAUCCCCGAGGUGCACAAACGUGAUAAGGAUGCUAUUUAUGGACACCCUCUGUUCCCGCUGCUGGCGCUCAUAUUUGAAAAGUGUGAAUUAGCAACAUGUACACCUCGAGAUCCCGGCGUCCAAAGUGGUGAUGUCUGUUCGUCAGAGUCAUUCAAUGAGGAUAUCACAAUUUUCAGUAAACAGAUACGAUCAGAAAAGCCCUACUACAUAGCAGAUCCCGAAGUAGACUCACUUAUGGUGCAAGCAAUUCAAGUACUUCGGUUUCACCUCCUAGAGUUAGAAAAGGUUCACGAAUUAUGCGAUAAUUUCUGUCACCGAUACAUCUCUUGUCUAAAGGGUAAAAUGCCAAUAGAUUUAGUGAUUGACGAACGGGACACCACCAAACCACCAGAAUUAAGUGGUUCUGCGAAUGGGGAGGGUCGCAGCAAUGCCGAUUCGACAUCGCACACCGAUGGAGCAAGUACACCAGACGUUCGACCACCUAGUUCGUCCCUGUCAUAUAGCGGACCAGUCAACGAUGACGUGAGAUCGCCGGGCUCAGGAGGCACUCCUGGCCCACUCUCAGCCCAGCCGCAACCCGGAUUGGAUUCAUCAGAUCCAGAUGCCGAGGGUCGAUGGUGUAGAAGAGAAUGGACCUCACCUGCCGACGCCCGAAGUACAGACGCUUCGCGGGGGCGAGGGAUUCUCUAUCAGUCAGUCUUCCUAGGUAGUCCUGGUGACGCAAGCAAUGCUAGUAUAGGUAGUGGUGAAGGAACGGGAGAAGAAGAUGAUGAUGCCAAUGGCAAAAAGAACCAAAAGAAGCGGGGGAUUUUCCCCAAAGUAGCGACAAAUAUCCUCCGAGCGUGGCUGUUUCAACAUUUAACGCAUCCGUAUCCAUCGGAAGACCAGAAAAAACAAUUAGCGCAAGAUACAGGGCUUACGAUACUGCAAGUGAAUAAUUGGUUUAUCAAUGCGAGACGUAGAAUCGUUCAACCAAUGAUUGACCAAUCGAAUAGAGCCGUCUUCCCGCCUCAUGCAGGACCAUCGGCGGCGUACGGGCCCGAGGCGAUGGGCUGGAUGGACGGCCAGGCGCAGAUGAUGCACCGUCCGCCCGGCGAUCCGGCCUUCCACCAAGGCUACGCGCACUACCCACCCGCCGAGUACUAUGGCCAUCACUUGUAAUGCGCACCACACGGAGAGCCAGGUGAGCCCGCACGCAGAGUCUGACCGGCCGACCGCAAGGGUCCCACCUCGGCACGUCCUCUGGCAGUGCGUCAUCCAGUAGUCAACUUGUCAGCAAUCCCAGUGAGAUGACCUUAUGUGGCUGAGCAGCCAGCGUUACCACCAAACCUUGAAGCCAGGAAUUCGUGGAAGGAUCCAAAAUCGGUGCAAUCAAUUUAAUAAUGUCGUUCACUCGGCGCAGACCAUCAAAAUUCUUCUGCGACACCACCCAGGAUUACCAUAUUUCGGGACGUCUGCGUUGAGGCUAAACCCAAGUAAAAGCAACAAGAGAAAAAGCUAAAAAAAACCCCUUUUAAAAGCUAUAACAACGACCUUCACAUUUUAACUGGAGCGGAAAGGAGAGCGGGAGUCUAAAAUCCAAUCUCCUAAAAGUCGAUCUAAAAACAAGCGUAUAACUAAAAGAAAAAAAAUGGGUAAAAAUGUGAUUUAUUUGUACAAAAUGUAAAGUGUUAAGAGUGUCGUGUCAUGUACAAAUCAUAUAGUGAAAAAGAUGGUGGAGAGGCAGUGAUAGCAACUGUGUUCCAACCGAUAAAAGAAGAAAAACACUGCGGCAUUGACGCUUUGAGCUAAAUGAACUCACGAGAGAGAGAGAGAGAGAGCAAGUUGAGAGAGGAGAAACAUGGAAAAACUACAGUGAUUAAUUUUUUAAGUAUAGAGAGAGAAAAAAAGAGAUGAAAUAUAAAUGAUAGUAAAAAAAAAGAAAAAAUACCUAGCAAAAUUACUAUAAAUAAAGAAAAA
Messenger RNA from Phlebotomus argentipes, 3511 nucleotides. RefSeq names its product homeobox protein homothorax (gene hth). Gene Ontology annotation, molecular function: RNA polymerase II cis-regulatory region sequence-specific DNA binding; DNA-binding transcription activator activity, RNA polymerase II-specific. Gene Ontology annotation, biological process: positive regulation of cell population proliferation; animal organ morphogenesis; eye development. Lineage: Eukaryota; Metazoa; Arthropoda; Insecta; Diptera; Psychodidae. Bases 1316 to 2713 code for a protein of 465 amino acids. The transcript has 13 exons. The record is from RefSeq and is a predicted model, not a curated record.